Messenger RNA from Pyricularia oryzae 70-15, 2630 nucleotides. RefSeq names its product general stress response protein Whi2. The coding region runs from base 928 to 1800 and encodes 290 amino acids. The transcript has 4 exons. Lineage: Eukaryota; Fungi; Ascomycota; Sordariomycetes; Magnaporthales; Pyriculariaceae. Gene Ontology annotation, molecular function: RNA binding. Gene Ontology annotation, cellular component: nucleus. The record is from RefSeq and is a predicted model, not a curated record.
CAGUUUUGUACCAACCCCUUUGCCCAAUGCCACACCUGGAUCUUUGAUUACGCCCUACUGCAUAACCUGUUUGGCCUCGUCGUUUCUUGUGCAUAGACCGUUGUUAUUGUGAUUGUUCUUACUAGUCUGCUUUUUUUUCUCCUCUACAGCGUCUGCGAAACGUUUUGUCCAUUUUGCUUCCCUGUCGACUCGUCGCGACCUGCACCAGUCAUUUCAACGUCGUUGUUCCAGACAAUAGUUACCCAGUCUUAAUACCACCCGAGGGUGGCAUUCACAACCGGCAAAAUAGCUGCUCUGCCGAUAAAAGCCUUUGACAAACCGGUUCCGCUUCCGAGCGACCUGGACGCCCGCCAUUCAUCCGCCAAUUCGUCGAUCGUUCAAGAUUCCAGUGCCAGCAUCAGACCGACAACGUCUUCGUCCACCGCCGCCUCGGCAAACGAGAUAGAGCUGUCGCAGGAUCUUGCCGCCAGCCAAGGUCUGUUCCAGCUCAAUCGGCAGGUUUCGGAAGAUUCCCAGUGUCCGCAAUCAUCGCCAGAUUCCCUGCCCGAGACCGAGACAAGAAGCCCGCCACCUCGGUACCCAGCCUCGGAAUCCUCGACCUCGGGCCCGCCCCCGUUUGCGAGCCUCUUCGCCCCACCCGCGCCAGCGACCCUCACCGACGUUGACGAAGAGCCUCUUCCCGGUAGCCUCGAGGAGGUCGACUUUGAGUCCGCCGCCGCGCCCGCCUACGCGCCGCCUCUCGCUUCAUCCUCGCAGCAACAGCCUCAGCAAAGCCAGGCCUCGGCUAGUAGCUUCCAGGAAGAGACCAAACGUGCUCUUCCCCGAGACAGCAAGGGCGAUCCGUCGCGCAGUAACAAGGACGACGACGCAGAACCGCCGCCGGCGUACUCGGAGGGAUUCAGUCCCCUCCAGUCAUUUACCUAUCUGAUGGCUGCCGCAGGAGGAGCGUCGAGUAUUAUUACUCAGGUGCAACAGGGUGGACCGCCAAUCAACUCGAUCGGAGAUGUCGGCGCUGAUGAGACGAUCACGAUGGACCUUCGGGGCACGAGGUUCUCCCUCUCCCGUGAUGAACUGUUGACAUUGCCCGAAUUCGUCCUGCUUUCGUUGUUUCCUAAUGGCUUGUUCCCAGAAGGCCACAUGGGCGGGUUUGCUGACGGUGAUGCCGUCCAAGUCGAUUACGACCCGGCAUCUCUGCAGUACAUGCUGGAUUUUUUCCGUAACGUGGCACAGACCAUACCUGCAGACUCUGAGGUAGACAACGAUAUGGUGCCGGUCGAGCCUAUGGGUAGCAGCAGGGACGACUCAUCCAAGAGAGCAGGAAUCAUUGUGCUCCGUGAGGACCUAGAUUUCUAUGCCAUCCCGCCACGGCCUGAUAUCAAGCAGCCAGACAUGAUCGAGGUCAAGCGGGCCGCGGCCAGGGCGCUGCUCAAGCAGAACGGUAUCUUCAGUGGCCUUAAGCGGAGCGAUGAGCCUGGUACGACCGAAGCGCAUCUGAUCGAGAUGUUGACUGCUGGUGGCUUUGAUCACGAUGACAAAUGGGGCCACAGAGCCGGAGAGCCCAAUAAGGCAGUCAUUUGCAGUCUCGCGCUGGCACGGCUACGCAGCGACAUCCGUGGUAACGAAAUGGGUAGCAAUGCGGUCGGCAUGGCACAAAAGUUGUUGUUGUUCUGGCGCAAGCCAGCACGCAGGUGCUGGUGGGAGGGUGUAGAGCUUGACAACGUGGAGGGCGUCGAAGGGAAGCUCAAGGUUUGGAUUCGUCGGGUGUGGACGCUUGAGAUGAGCGUCAUCGGCCUGCGCUAAUCCCGGAGGACUUCUGUUCACUUUCUUACUCCUGUUUUCGCAUCUUCAUAAUAAUGUUUCUUUGUUUCUCUUUUGUCUUUUUUUUUUCUUAGUACGGGCCGCACACGCCCAGCUGUAUAUGACGGAGACACCCGAACUGUCAACAGAGAAAAAAAAUUGGGUCGACGUUUCAAGUCACCAGGAGUGGGUUGCAGAAUGGCGGCCGAGGAUGGUAUCCAUCUCGGCGGAAAGACGGAGAACGCCUCAGGGGAGGGCAAGACAGCCAACUUUUGAUGGUUGCAUGUAUGUCAUGCGAGCUGGUUCAGAGGCGGACACGGGUCAAUCGAGCCGCUAUAACAGAUGCCGUUUCAAUUCACCAAUCGAGUUUCUGUCUUGACGUCGAUGCGUAGGUAUAUGACCUACCGCAUCUCAUCUCUCUGAACUUAGGUGGCGCGUAGGAUUAUCACCGGCUCUCAGCCAUUGCGGAAAUCCCCAAGCGCCGACUUACGGUUGACAUUUCCGAAGUUUUCAGCUUUUGUUCACGGAGACUAGGUUGUCUAGUCCGGGUGUUGGCCGGGAUUUUAACCUGAAGCCGAAAAUUGGAAUCGGAGAUAUCGGAACAAACAUUUUUAUAAAGCGCGAGAUUCAUGCUCUUGCACAUGGCCAAACGAGGGUAGCUCCCACUUUCCGUUUGUUUUGGAGGAAUUAUAACCAGCUAUAGAGACCAAAAGGACCGGAAGUUCCCCUGACUCGAGGCCAAAAGUUACAUUGUUGCUUUGCAAGUUUGGGGGCUACCGUAAGUACCUGGUCAGUGCCGUUUAUUGCUUUUUCCCCCUGAGCUGAGGAAACCG